AUUCGACUUACAAUAGAAAUGUGUAAGUCGUCGUUUGUGCUGUCACAUAAUGAACACCGAUGAAAUCGCAUGUGUAAUCAAUUGUGAUUGUGACAGUGACUUCUUAUGAUAAUGGAAUUAUCUGAAAUGUACAUAUCAAACUUUUACAAAAUCAUGUGAAAUUUAUUACUUUAAAACUGUUUAUAGAAAGAAGACUGUUAAUAUUUAUAACCUUAAUAAUAACGUGACAUGUGACAUUUAGGAUAUGUAUAAAUAAUUAUUUAUUGAUGAUUUCGUAACUUGAUGAUUUUUCACUAAUAAUGUCUAAUAAUAUUUUAAAUGAGAGAAGAACUGAGAAUGUUAUGGACCAUUCAGUUCUUCAAGAUUCUGAAUUUGAUGAUGCAUUAGAUGUACCUGAUUCAUUAGAAAUUACUGUGAAUGAAAAUGAUGAUACAAUAACUGUUGAAUGUGGUGGAGAUGCUAAUAGCAUAAUAUAUCCUGGUAAAAUACCUUUCUCUGCUAUAUAUGAUUUACCAAAACAAUUUAAAAGUCAACAUCGUGAUGUUUUUAUUCCUGGUGAAGAAGUGCAUGUAAACAUCAUAGAUUAUGAACGUAGUGUAACAACACAUCCUCUGAAUCCAAACUUGUACACUAUUGAAUUUAGGCAUGGACAUUUUACUUGGACAAUUAAAAAACGAUACAAACAUAUCCAAAACUUGCAUAAUCAAUUGAAAAUAUAUCGUGCAAGUUUAAAUAUACCUUUUCCAACUAAAAGUCACAAAGAAAGAAGAAUUAGUUUGAAAAGUUUAGGAGAUGUAAAAGAAGGAAAAGGCCGUAAAGGUGCAUUACCAAGAUUUCCAAAUAAACCCGAUAUGCUAGUACCUUAUGAGCAAUUAGAUCUUAGAAGAAAAGUAUUAGAAGAAUAUUUGACCAAUUUAUUAAAAAUAAAAAUCUAUUUGCAUCAUCCAGAAACAAUCAAUUUUUUAGAAGUCUCGCAUUUAUCAUUUAUAGAAGAUUUAGGAAUGAAAGGCAAAGAAGGUACUAUUUUAAAACGAACUGGAUCAGGUGCAAGAACUAGAUGUAAUUUUUGCGGUUUGCUUGAAGGCAUGUGUUGUAUUAGAUGUAAUCAUUUUUGUACAUCUUUAUGUGGAAAAUGGCAUUCCCGACAUCUUGUUGUUAAAGAUACUUUUGUUGCCUAUAUUAGGCCCAAAAAUGGUAGCAUAAAAUCAGUAAUUUUAAUGGAUAAUGGGUUUGGAGUCAGUUUUGGCAUGUAUACAACAGGUUUAAGAAAUGGUAUGCAAAUAGCAAAUCUUAGCAGACAUAUAUUAAUCAAAUGUUGGACAAGAAGAAAGGCUAAAGAAUGGAUGGAAUUUAUACAAGAAAUCAGUAACAAGGAAGGUCGAGAUUUUAUACAAUCAAAUCCACACAAUUCGUUUGCACCUUAUCGUUCGCCUAUAGCAGCUACAUGGUUUGUUGAUGGGUCAAGUUAUAUGUCUGCUGUUGCAGAUGCAUUAGAAAAUGCCAAGGAAGAAAUUUUCAUUGCAGAUUGGUGGUUAUCGCCAGAAAUUUAUAUGAAAAGACCUGUUUCUGACGAUUAUUGGCGAUUAGAUAAAAUAUUAGAAAGAAAAGCUUCUAACGGAAUCAAAGUAUUUAUAAUGAUCUACAAAGAAGUAGAAGUUGCAUUGGGCAUAAAUAGUUUUUAUAGUAAACAACGAUUAGUUGAAAAAUGUCCUGAAAAUAUAAAAGUAUUACGUCAUCCAGAUCAUGCAAGAGUAGGAAUAUUUCUCUGGGCACAUCACGAAAAGAUCGUGAUUGUUGAUCAAAACAUUGCUUUCCUUGGUGGAAUCGAUUUAUGUUACGGCCGAUGGGACAAUAAUGAACAUAGAUUAAUAGAUUUAGGUAAUACUCAUCAGUCUAGUAUUUAUAUUCCAUCUAAAGGUAAAUUUACCAAUACCAGCAGUAAAAAAAUAUCAUGCGCUAAUAUUAAUAAACAUGUUUUACUGCCACUGGCUAUUGCAACUAAUACAGUUGUAAUGGCUACUACAAAAUCUAUACCAGUAUUACCAAUGAUAAGCAACAAAACAUCACUGUCGCCAGCAUUGCCACAAUUGAAUGCUGGAGAUUUAUUAUUAAUGCAGCCUUUAGAAAAAUCAGAUACUAUGAAAUGUGAUACUCCAAAUACAGAACGUAAAAAUUUAUUUGGCAUGGCAAAAGAUACUAUGGAUAGAAUGAAACAUAAUAUUAAAUUAAAAAGACAAGAAUUAAUUAAUAUGGUAUAUAAUCCAUAUGAAGGAAGUAGUGAUGAAGAAGAUACAAUCGAUAAUAAUACAGUACAAACUGCAAUUGAAAGUAAUGAAUCAGUGACAUAUAGUGGAGAUAUAUUUUUAGAAUAUCCAGCUGUAUCUAAACUCUGGUUAGGAAAAGAUUAUGUAAAUUUUAUUGUUAAAGACUUUAAUGAUCUCGAAAAACCUUAUCAAGAUCUAAUAGAUAGAAGCACUACUCCUAGAAUGCCGUGGCAUGAUAUAGGAAUUAUGGUACAAGGUGCUACAGCAAGAGAUGUUGCUAGACAUUUUAUUCAACGUUGGAAUGCAAUUAAAAUGGAAAAAGCAAAAUUAAAUCCAUGUUAUCCAUUUUUGCUUCCAAAAUCGUAUAAAAACUGUAGGAAUUUUGUUCCAUUUCUUGAAGAAUCUGCUAUACAUAAUGUUAAUUGUCAAGUAUUAAGAUCUGUUAGCUCUUGGUCAGCCGGUUUUCUUGAUUCAGAAACUUUAGAACAAAGUAUACAAGAAGCCUAUCUUGAAGCUAUUAGUAAAGCAGAAAGAUAUAUAUAUAUAGAGAAUCAAUUUUUUAUAACACUUGUAUCCAUGGAACGAACCACAGUAAAAAAUCGCAUAGGAGAAACAUUAUUCAAACGAAUCUUAAGAGCACAUCGAGAAGGUGCAGUAUUUAGAGUAUUUGUGGUAAUGCCUUUAUUACCAGGUUUUGAAGGAGAAGUUGGAGGUCCAACUGGUACUGCCUUACGUGCUAUUACACAUUGGAAUUAUGCUUCUAUAUCAAGGGGUAGAGAUGCUAUCUUAAAUCGAUUGAUUGAAGCAGGAAUAGAAGAUCCUAGUGAAUAUAUUACAUUUCAUGGCUUAAGAGCACAUGCAAUGUUGAAUGGUACAUUAGUAACAGAAUUAAUUUAUGUUCAUAGCAAAUUAUUAAUUGUAGAUGAUAGUACUGUUAUUUGUGGUUCCGCUAAUAUUAAUGAUAGAAGCAUGAUAGCAACGAGAGAUAGCGAAAUUGCAGUAAUAAUUCAUGAUCAAGAAUUCGAUGAAGGAAGAAUGAAUGAUAUUCCGUUUCCUUGCGGUAAAUUUGCAGGAUCUUUACGAAAACAAUUAUUUUCUGAACAUUUGGGAUUAUUUAAAACAAAUGAAAAUAUAGAUAUAACAGAUAUAAUUAAAAAAUCAUUCUAUAAAGACAUUUGGUGUACAAGAAGUAAUCGAAACACAGAAAUUUAUGAAGAAGUAUUUCAUUGUAUUCCUACAGAUAAAGUUGUUAAUUUUUCCAUGUUAAAGCAGUAUCAAGAUGAAGAAUCACUUUCUUCAUUAAAUCCAAUUUUAGCUCAAGAAAUGGUAGAUCAAAUUAAGGGCCAUAUAGUAAAUAUGCCACUAAAGUUUUUAUGUAAUGAGGAUUUAAAACCAGCAGCUGGUACUGUAGAAGGAAUAAUGCCAACAGCAUUGUGGACAUAAAUUAUUGGUACUUAAAUUUUUACUAAUGAAAUGUUAAUCAAUAAUUAUAAUAUUUUUGCAGAUGUAAAUAAGUUAAUUUAACUUUUAAUAUUUUACUGACCAAAGUACAAACAAUCACAAUGUUGUGAUUAGAUAUUUUAUUAUAUCCACAAAAGAAAUACAAAUAUGUUAAAAUUAA
Molecule: messenger RNA, 3885 nt
Organism: Apis cerana (Asiatic honeybee)
Lineage: Eukaryota; Metazoa; Arthropoda; Insecta; Hymenoptera; Apidae
Gene: Pld
Product: Phospholipase D
Biological process (GO): intracellular signal transduction; regulation of vesicle-mediated transport; phosphatidic acid biosynthetic process
Cellular component (GO): intracellular membrane-bounded organelle
Molecular function (GO): phosphatidylinositol binding; D-type glycerophospholipase activity
Source: RefSeq, a predicted model, not a curated record